AUGGGUAUUCCGGCCGCCUUCCGCUGGCUCUCCAGCAAAUACCCCAAAAUCAUAUCCCCAGUGAUUGAGGAGAGACCGAUCACCAUGGAUGACGGAACCACUAUCCCUGUUGAUGCUUCGAAACGGAAUCCCAACGGGGAGGAGUUUGACAAUCUCUAUCUCGACAUGAACGGCAUUGUUCAUCCCUGCUCCCACCCAGAGGACAGACCUGCGCCAAAGGAUGAGGAAGAAAUGAUGCUCGAGGUGUUUAAAUACACAGACCGCGUUGUAAACAUGGUGCGCCCCCGUAAACUGCUCAUGAUCGCCGUCGAUGGUGUUGCGCCACGUGCCAAAAUGAACCAGCAACGAUCGAGGCGGUUUCGGUCGGCCCAAGAAGCCAAAGAGAAAGAACUGGAUAAGCAAGAGCUCCUGAAACUUGUCAAGCAACAAAAUGGAGGCAUCUUGCCACCUGAGCAUGCCGGAGUGGUCUCUAAAAAAGCGUUUGACACAAACUCGAUCACGCCAGGUACACCAUUUAUGGAUAUACUGGCAUCUAGCUUGAGGUAUUGGUGCCAGUACAAACUUAAUACUGAUCCGGCUUGGGGCAAGCUUAAAGUUAUCAUAUCCGAUGCAACCGUUCCCGGCGAAGGUGAACACAAGAUCAUGUCUUAUAUUCGAUCACAACGUGCCUCCACCGAACACGACCCGAACACGAGCCAUGUGAUCUACGGGCUAGAUGCGGAUCUUAUAAUGCUCGGUCUUGCGACUCAUGAACCUUUCUUCAGAGUAUUGCGUGAAGACGUCUUUUUUCAAGACAGCAAGGCAAGAACUUGCCGGCUUUGCGGACAGAAGGGUCAUGAGGCGCGAAACUGCCGUGGUGAGGCCAAAGAGAAGACUGGAGAAUUUGACGAGAAAGAAACCGAUUCAUCGCCGCUCAAGCCUUUCAUUUGGCUUCACGUUUCAGUGCUCCGGGAGUAUCUGGCCGCCGAGUUGGCAGUUCCUGGCUUGCCAUUCCGCUUUGAUCUGGAGCGUGCCAUUGAUGACUGGGUCUUCAUGUGCUGCUUCGUUGGAAAUGAUUUCCUUCCUCACUUACCUGCCCUCGAAAUCCGUGAGCACGGCAUAGAAACAUUAAUGACGAUAUGGCGUGACAAUCUCCCAUCCAUGGGUGGAUACGUCACGAAGGACGGGCAUAUCAAUUGGAACAGAGCGCAGUGCAUAUUAGAUGGCCUUGGGAAGAAAGAAGAUGCGAUAUUCAAACGCAGGAAAGAACAGGAGGAUCGCCGCGAGGCCAACGCUAAACGACGGAAGUUGCAAGCUGGCGGGGGCAAUGACAGAGCAAGACACGCAGAAUCGGGAGCUGCACCGCGAAAGGACGGACAUCAUAACCCAGCGCAUGGCCUACAUCUGCAUCCGAUUGCUCAGUUUCCGAAGGAGACGCCUUCAGCCAUUACCUAUGAGAUGGUAGUUAACCGAGGCGGAAUUCAGGACACAAACAUUGCCAACAAAAGCGCAGCAAGCGUCCUCAAGGACAAGUUGCGCGGCGGGACGUCGGCUACUGAAGCCGAAGGUUCGGACACGGUCAGUUCGCAAUCUCCACCGUUGAAACGCAAGGCGUCCGAUUUGGAAGAUGCGGCUCGGGCUUCCGGGGUCGCGUCCACGACGGCGUCUCAUGCUGCAACGACAGCAGAAGGUCCCGUUGAUACGGUUCGGCUGUGGGAAGAUGGCUACGCAGAUCGUUAUUACCAACAGAAAUUCCACGCAGACCCAAGCGAUACCGGCUUUCGGCGUAAUGUCGCACGCGCGUAUGCCGAAGGACUGGCAUGGGUCUUGAUGUACUACUUCCAGGGAUGUCCAUCCUGGGACUGGUACUACCCCUACCACUACGCACCGUUUGCCGCAGAUUUUCAAGAUCUCGCGACAAUGGACGUGACGUUCAGCAAGGGGUACGUUUCAAAACCGUUUGAGCAGCUGAUGAGCGUCUUGCCCGCUGCAUCCCGUCAUGCGCUUCCUGAUGUCUUCCAUGACCUUAUGACAAACGAGGACAGCACAAUCAUUGAUUUCUACCCGGAGGAAUUCGAAAUUGACCUGAACGGAAAGAAGAUGGCUUGGCAAGGUGUGGCCCUAUUGCCAUUUAUAGACAUGCCCCGGUUGCUCGCUGCCGUCCAGCAAAAAUAUCCGCUGCUAAGUCCAGAAGACGCCGCGCGAAACGGUGUUGGGCGAGAUGUCCUCAUCUUUUCUGACAACCAUGAGGGUCUCUAUGACGAAAUCUUAACUAAGUUUUACUCAAAACGUCAAGGCGCGUCAAGAUUCAAGCUGGACCCCAAGAUCAGCGACGGGCUGUCUGGGAAGGUGGAGAAGUUGAGUGAAUAUGUCCCUCAUGGAACAUUGCAUUACCCCCUGGACAGCCACGCAAUGCCAGAUUUGGACUAUGAUCGUUCCGUCAGUCUAGUCGGGCAGGUCGGAGUUAUGGCGGGGCUCGCUUCGAUAAUACACAUCGGCGCCGGGAUCCAACCCACCAUCAGCGUGGCACAAGUAGCCUUGGGCGGGGCGGUCUACCUCCCGGAGCAGGCAAUUUUCACAUGGGGAUGCCACCUCCAGCUCCACGACAGUUUGAUCGGGGUAACUUCUAGCUCAUCCAUUUGGGAACAUUACUCACACGCCUGGGCCUCGGGCUAUUCUGAGUAG
Molecule: messenger RNA, 2664 nt
Organism: Drechmeria coniospora
Lineage: Eukaryota; Fungi; Ascomycota; Sordariomycetes; Hypocreales; Ophiocordycipitaceae
Product: 5'->3' exoribonculease Dhp1
Exons: 3
Coding region: 1-2664 (887 amino acids)
Biological process (GO): nuclear-transcribed mRNA catabolic process
Cellular component (GO): nucleus
Molecular function (GO): RNA binding; 5'-3' RNA exonuclease activity; zinc ion binding
Source: RefSeq, a predicted model, not a curated record